UGACUGAUGACGCGCGGCGGGAGUAGCUUCAGUGAGCGGAAGCUCGUUCGUGAGUCACUCACCAGCGAUCGAGCGGAAACCUGCAGCACCACGACCGAAGCAGUCGAGGAGUUCAAAGUCUCAACGAGUCGUCAGAAUACAGCACACCUAGAACAAAGAAACGAUGCCUGUAGACAUUAACAAAGGCAAGAAGGCAUUCGUCCAGAAGUGUGCCCAGUGCCAUACUGUGGAGAAAAAUGGAAAGCACAAGGUUGGGCCCAAUCUUUGGGGUCUGUUCGGACGCAAAACGGGUCAGGCAGAGGGCUACUCCUACACUGACGCCAACAAAAGCAAGGGUAUUGUCUGGGAGGAGGACACCCUGAUGGUGUAUUUGGAGAACCCCAAGAAAUACAUUCCAGGAACCAAGAUGAUCUUCGCCGGCAUCAAAAAGAAGAACGAACGCGCCGACCUCAUAGCAUAUCUCAAGUCCGCAACUUCAUAAAGAACACUUCAUCCGUGCUUUCCGGUUAUCGUGUGUCUGGACAAACUGCUCUUGAGGCCAGGACUUGUCUUUCUUUCCAAAUCAGGGAGAACACCAAGCAGUCUGAGUGGUGUUGUCAUCUUUGUCACAGCUGUACCUCUGUUUCUGAUCAGAUACCCGUCGUGUUGGAGUAAAUUAUAUCCCCUGUUUUUAACAGAUUCCUUUUCUAACGUAAAUUAUCAAAACCAUUCACUGCUGUUUUCUGAAUGUAGGGACUGAAUGCUGUGUAUAGAGUUGACGACUUGACUGUAAUCUAGUGUUUUGUUUCUACGUAGUUUCACGGUUUAUAUUUUACUGUUGCCUUAAUACUUGUUCUAAGAAUAACUGUGCCUCUGUUCCAGAUGCCUCAACAGUCUUUUAUUAUGUCCAUUUUGAAUUUGUAAGUUGAUUAAAAAUGACACUAAACAUCG
Messenger RNA from Scophthalmus maximus (turbot), 930 nucleotides. Its product is annotated as cytochrome c-b. Gene Ontology annotation, molecular function: heme binding; electron transfer activity. Lineage: Eukaryota; Metazoa; Chordata; Actinopteri; Pleuronectiformes; Scophthalmidae. The transcript is spliced from 3 exons. Gene Ontology annotation, cellular component: mitochondrial intermembrane space. Bases 164 to 481 code for a protein of 105 amino acids. The record is from RefSeq and is a predicted model, not a curated record. Gene Ontology annotation, biological process: mitochondrial electron transport, ubiquinol to cytochrome c; mitochondrial electron transport, cytochrome c to oxygen.